Messenger RNA from Arabis nemorensis, 1500 nucleotides. The record is from the annotation of a GenBank genome assembly. Lineage: Eukaryota; Viridiplantae; Streptophyta; Magnoliopsida; Brassicales; Brassicaceae.
AUGGAGAUCGAUAAAGCGAUUGGAGAAAGCGAUGAUAAGAGGUUGAAGACGAAGUACAAUAACGCUAUCUUCGUCAUUAAACGAGCUCUUGCUCUUUACUCUAUUGAAGAGGUUGCCUUUAGUUUCAAUGGAGGAAAAGAUUCGACUGUGUUGUUGCACCUUCUCAGAGCCGGCUAUUUUUUGCAUAAGAAAGAAGUGAGUUGUUCAAAUGGAGGUCUAUCAAAUUUUCCAGUCCGGACCAUUUACUUUGAGAGCCCUUCUGCAUUCACUGAAAUCAAUGCAUUUACAUAUGAUGCAGCUCAAACUUACAAUCUACGACUUGAUAUCAUUCGCCAAGAUUUCAAAUCCGGGUUGGAGGCAUUAUUAAAGGCCAACCCUAUCAGAGCUAUUUUUCUUGGUGUCCGAAUUGGUGAUCCUACUGCGGUUGGUCAAGAGCAAUUUUCUCCUAGUUCUCCUGGAUGGCCGCCCUUCAUGAGGGUGAAUCCUAUAUUGGAUUGGUCAUAUAGAGAUGUUUGGGCAUUUCUCCUAACGUGCAAGGUCAAGUAUUGCAGCCUUUAUGACCAGGGAUACACAUCAAUUGGGAGUAUUCAUGAUACUGUUCCCAACGCGUUAUUGUCUGUUAACGACAGCAGCAGUAAAGAGAAAUUCAAACCAGCUUAUUUGCUUUCUGAUGGGAGGUUAGAGAGGGCAGGGCGAGUCAAGAAAAUUGCUUCAGUUAAGAAUGACGUAGAUAGUGAUUCACAAAAACACGAGGUGCUUUUGGCCUCGGUUAUUGCUGUUGGGGAUGAGAUUCUGUCUGGCACUGUUGAAGAUCAAUUAGGACUGUCUCUGUGUAAAAAGCUGACUUCUAUUGGUUGGUCGGUGCAACAAACUGCUGUUCUUCGGAAUGAUAUAGAUUCUGUAUCCGAGGAAGUUGAUCGCCAAAGGUCUAUCUGUGAUAUGGUAUUCAUUUAUGGAGGAGUUGGUCCUUUGCAUUCUGAUGUUACUUUGGCUGGUGUUGCUAAGGCAUUUGGGGUUCGCCUGGCACCUGAUGAAGAGUUUGAGGAAUACCUUAGGCAUCUUAUCAGCGAGCAGUGCACAGGUGACAGGAAUGAAAUGGCUCAGUUACCAGAAGGAAUUACUGAACUACUGCAUCAUGAAAAGCUUUCGGUGCCAUUGAUCAAGUGCCGCAAUGUGAUUGUUCUUGCUGCUACAAACACUGAGGAACUAGAGAAGGAGUGGGAAUGUCUGACCGAGCUAACUAAACUGGGUGGAAGUUCAUCACUCAUGGAGCUAUAUGCGUCAAGGCGCUUGAUGACAUCUUUAACAGAUGUCGAAGUUGCAGAACCUCUGUCCAAACUUGGUCUUGAAUUCCCAGACAUAUAUCUUGGGUGUUACCGGAAAUCCAGACAAGGUCCUAUUAUCAUCUGCUUGAAGGGAAAGAGUAAUGCACGGAUUGACUCAGCUGUACAGGCACUAUGCAAGAAAUUCAAAGAAAAUGUGUUCGUAGAAAUCAAAUAG